This is a messenger RNA of Glycine soja, 716 nucleotides long. RefSeq lists its product as uncharacterized. The transcript has a single exon. NCBI's taxonomy places the organism in Eukaryota, Viridiplantae, Streptophyta, Magnoliopsida, Fabales, Fabaceae. The coding region runs from base 108 to 476 and encodes 122 amino acids. The record is from RefSeq and is a predicted model, not a curated record.
UCUUAUUUGUUGAUUAAAUUUUGUAGAGUCCAUUAGUUACGAAAGCUGAAGCUUCUUAAGCACUUCCCUUGGUUUUCGGUGUGGUUCUUUCCAACAUAGCUACUUCCAUGGCUGCCACUACCACCUCUUCCAGUUCCAGCUGCGGCGGCGGCAGCUUCUUAAGUCUCCGAUCACCAAAUUCCGAUGAGUCCAGGGUCUCCUCCACCCAAGCCUCUUCCUCCGCUUGCGGCAAGUUUGAUGGGGUGGCAAUGUGGUUCAUCAACGGCGUCACAACGGCUUUCUUUGCCUCCUUGAACCGUUGCUCUUGCAUUCGCAUCGCCACCGAAGAAGACGGUGAUGAUGCCAAUGACUUGCCGUUGAUGCUCAACGACGGAAAUAUCCGCCACGAUGGCGUCGUCGCCGUUGUAGGCACCGCCAGCAGGAGAAGGACGGGUAAAGGGAAGAAGAAUGAAGCUGUUCUUGUCGACGACUACUGAAGAUUGUGAAAAAAGUACGUAUGUACCCUUUGAUGAGACCUUAAGCAAAUUAAAUCAUAUCAAUGUCUCUCUUAAUUUUCUUGGUAAGUGAUCAUAUAUUAUAUUGUUGUAUGGGGUUGCUUCACAGCUUAAUUAUGUUUUGGAGAGCGAAAAUGAUGAAAUUGAGAAAUUUGAUAUACAGAAUCAAGAAUGAUUCAUGUGUAAUGAAAUAAAACUAAGCUUGAUUUUCCCUACUUUUAA